Molecule: messenger RNA, 636 nt
Organism: Amaranthus tricolor (Joseph's coat)
Lineage: Eukaryota; Viridiplantae; Streptophyta; Magnoliopsida; Caryophyllales; Amaranthaceae
Product: probable WRKY transcription factor 12
Exons: 2
Coding region: 1-636 (211 amino acids)
Biological process (GO): regulation of DNA-templated transcription
Molecular function (GO): DNA-binding transcription factor activity; sequence-specific DNA binding
Source: RefSeq, a predicted model, not a curated record
AUGGAAUCAACAGGAGUAAUAACAUCAUCAUCAUUUUCCUUUGAUCUUGUCCAACCACCAUCAACCCUAAUACCUAAUUUCAACAACAAUCAUGAUGAUGAUCAUCAAAAAAUGAUUUUCACUUGUAAUAACAAUCAUGAUCAAUUAUUUAUCCAAAACCCAUUUACAUCUUCAUUAACCCAUAAUAUACUUAGUGAUGAUAGUAAUGCAAAAUCUUCUUGUUUAGGUCUAAUAUCCUCCCCAUUACCUCAAAAUGAUCUUCCUAUUUUGGAUAACAUUGAUUGGAUUAGCCUUUUCUCUUCUUCUAAUGAUCAACAUACAAGUCUCGAGCCGAGCUCGAUAUCAGUUGGAUCAUCAACUUCACCUGCUCCAACUAACAACAACAAUAACAACAAUAGUUACUGUCAACCAGCUAGGGAAGACGAAGAUCACAUUAAUAAGAAUAAUGCAGCGGGUUUUAAUAAAGGAAUAAAAUCAUCAUCAGUAUUAGCAUGUUCUUCUAAUUCAAUGAAGAAAAAAGUGAUGCCUCCAAGGUUUGCUUUCCAUACUAAAAGUUCAGAAGAUGUUCUUGAUGAUGGAUAUAAAUGGAGAAAGUAUGGUCAAAAAUCUGUCAAAAAUAGCACCCAUCCUAGCUAA